Molecule: messenger RNA, 510 nt
Organism: Cutaneotrichosporon cavernicola
Lineage: Eukaryota; Fungi; Basidiomycota; Tremellomycetes; Trichosporonales; Trichosporonaceae
Gene: CTR2
Exons: 6
Coding region: 1-510 (169 amino acids)
Biological process (GO): copper ion transmembrane transport
Cellular component (GO): plasma membrane
Molecular function (GO): copper ion transmembrane transporter activity
Source: RefSeq, a predicted model, not a curated record
AUGGACCACGGCGACCACAGCGGCCACGGCGGCAACAUGCCCAAGUGCUCUAUGAACAUGCUCUGGAACGCCCAGGUCGCGGAUACCUGUGUCGUCUUCCGCUCGUGGCAUAUCAGCGGCUGGGUACCUAUGCUCGUAUCUUGCCUCGCCAUCGUCGCCAUCUCGGUCGGCUACGCUGCCAUCCUCGCGCGAUGCCGGCGCUACGAGCGGAACGUGGCUGCGACCCUCGCUGCCGCACCUAUGACAGGGUACGCGGCAGUGGACGACCAGAGCGGCGCCAAGGUCGGCAUCGUCCGCCUCCCUUCCUCGGCCCGCGCCACUCGCGCGGGCAUGUACGCGGCAUCGGUCGCGAUCGCCUACUUUCUCAUGCUCGUCGCCAUGACGUACAAUGUGUACCUCUGCACUGCUAUUGUGAUUGGCGCGUUUGUUGGGCACUACGUCUACGAGGACGAGCUGGACAUCAGCGGGUUCGUCUCGAGCACUGGUGCGCGCGGUCUGGCAUGUCAUUGA